ACGGCAGUCUCGGACUCUGUGUUGGCGGGCUAAGUCGCCCUAACCGAAAAAGGCGGGAAAAUUGUGUGCAGUGUUGGCCGAAAAAUUGUGACUAAAAAAAUAAAAUGUCGAAGCCCGAAGACACAGACACGCUAAAAUCCGACCCCGAACAGCCGGAAAACAAAGAUGGCGGGGCUCUGGAGGCGAAAAUGUCUCUGCUCAACGGAUGCACAGUUAUCGUGGGAUCCAUCAUAGGUAGUGGGAUCUUCGUUAGUCCCACGGGCGUCCUCAAGUACACGGGGUCCGUGAACGCGAGUCUGUUGGUGUGGAUAGCUUCGGGGAUUUUUAGUAUGGUGGGAGCGUACUGCUACGCGGAGUUGGGCACCAUGAUCCGACAGAGCGGUGCGGACUACGCGUACAUCAUGCAGACGUUUGGCCCCUUCGCCGCGUUCAUCCGGCUGUGGAUUGAGUGUAUGAUCGUGCGGCCGUGCUCACAGGCGAUAGUGGCGCUGACUUUCUCGACGUACGUGCUGAAGCCCAUCUUCCCGGAGUGCGACCCGCCAGAGGACGCUACGAGGCUGCUGGCUGCGUGCUGUAUACUGCUGCUGACCUUCGUGAACUGCUGGUCGGUCCGCGCGGCGACGCGGGUGCAGGACUGGUUCACGUACGCGAAGCUCGUCGCGCUCUUCAUCAUCAUCAUCGCCGGAGUCUACCAGCUGUGCAGAGGGCAAGUCCAGCACUUCACCUUUGAGGGAACGACCAGUGACGUCACGUCUAUCGCUCUCUCUUUCUACUCUGGUCUCUUCGCUUACAACGGAUGGAACUACCUGAACUUUAUCAUCGAAGAGCUAAAGGAUCCUGUGCGGAACCUGCCCCGGGCGAUCGCCAUCUCGUGCGCCCUCGUCACCGUCGUGUACACGUUCACCAACGUCGCGUUCUACACCACGCUGUCGCCCGCUGAGGUGCUGGGAUCAGCGGCUGUCGCUGUGACGUUCGCUGAGCGUCUAUUCGGGGUGUUUGCUCUUUGUAUACCGCUGUUCGUCGCUGCGUCUACGUUUGGCGCAGUCAAUGGGAUUCUGCUUACAUCUUCCAGGUUAUUCUUCGCUGGCGCCGCUCAAGGUCAAAUGCCGGAGAUGCUGACGAUGGUGUCUGCGCGCGCGACGCCCGCUGCCGCCGUGCUGGCGGUCGCGUUGCUGUCACUGCUCUACCUCACCGUGUCCGAUAUCUAUGCUCUCAUCAACUACGUGGGCUUCGCUACUUGGUUGAGCAUAGGAGCGGCGGUCCUGUGUAUCCCGGUGCUGCGGUAUACCAAACCUGAGCUGGAGAGGCCCAUCAAAGUCAACCUGUUCUUCCCGAUUAUAUACAUAAUCUGCACGAUCCUGGUGGUGGCGGUGCCGGCGCUGGCGUCGCCCGCGGAGACCGGCGUGGGCUGUCUGAUGAUACUGACGGCGGUGCCGAUCUACCUGCUGCUGCUGGAGCCGCGGACGAGGAUCGGCUCGCUGGGUGUCAUCACUGACGGCGCGACUCACUUGGUGCAGAAAUUGACGCUCUCCGUGCGACCAAAGAUGAAGUAAACAAAACGAGGACAUAUCGGGUAUCCAGUAUUUGUAUUACAUGUUAAGCUGUUGUACGAUGUAUGUAUUUAUAUUAUUGGUAUCAAUACCGACCAAAUAUAUCGUGUAAAUACUUGGUAGGUAAAUACAGUUGUAUAUUCGGAUUUUGCUCGAAGCUUUUGAGAACGAUAUUAGGUUAUAAAUCCUAAUAUGCGGUGCAAAAGAAGAAUAAGAAUAACAACACUGAGAUAUGGUCAUAUAGACUAGAAGCUGCUAGAUCAUAAAUAAUUAGUAAAUAAUGCCAGAGUGUGCACGCCGUUCAACGAAAUUUUAACUCUAUGACAAAGAAAAAAAGAUCAUACUUUGAUCUCAGUAAAAGAUUUUGUGGAAAGAGAGGCACUAUUCACUAUUUGCAUUUCUUUCUAAUGUAAAAAAAAAACAUGUUCAAGUAAUGUAAAUUCUUCAUGCAUCAUUUUCUUUUUACAACUUUUUUUUUCAUAAAAGCUCGAGCAAAAAAUGAUGUACCUAGUAUUAUUCCGGAGAUUUUACAGGCUUUAUAACAUAAAUAAAAUGAGGAAAAAUUGAGGAUUCGACUAGUUUAUUUUAUAAACACAAAUUUUGAUAAACGAUGAAGACUUGGAUAACUAAUAUAAUAUAGUAUAUUGGUUAUCCAUAUUUGACAGACAAUGUCAGCUACAUAUUAUGUAGUGACAUUGUCUGCCAAAUGGCUUUCCCAAUAUGCAAGACAAAGACAGCAAUAUAAAUAAGAUUUUAUUGUGCUAUUCCUUGUUGAUUAAUAUGAGCCCGAAAAUUCAUUUUUUCUCAACGUAUGCCUGUUAUAUCUCCGGAAUAUCUUAGAGUUAGAGUCACUGCCGUAAUAAUGGUUGAAAAUGAUAAAUUCGGAAAUAUACUCUUGGUCGAAAUAGACGAUUUUUGGUUCAGUGUUAUGAAACUGUUAUCAUCAUCAUCACCAUUUAUAAAAAAUGUACUUUCAUUAUAAAAAGUCUUGCUGUUAUUGUAAAAAGUUGUACUUUUAUUAAAAGUACUUUUAUUAUAGUAUCCAAUCACAGACAUAGAUCAAGAUAGAUACCGCAUGUCGCUCCAUUU
Aricia agestis (brown argus) is the source of this 2639-nucleotide messenger RNA. RefSeq names its product large neutral amino acids transporter small subunit 1. Gene Ontology annotation, cellular component: membrane. Bases 105 to 1553 code for a protein of 482 amino acids. The transcript is spliced from 13 exons. NCBI's taxonomy places the organism in Eukaryota, Metazoa, Arthropoda, Insecta, Lepidoptera, Lycaenidae. The record is from RefSeq and is a predicted model, not a curated record. Gene Ontology annotation, molecular function: L-amino acid transmembrane transporter activity. Gene Ontology annotation, biological process: amino acid transmembrane transport.